GCUGGCGCCGCAGCCAAUCAGAGUUGUUGAGGAUCUUGUGCUCUGGGAUGGGCCGUUAGGGAAGAUGGUGGGAGGCGCCCAUCCAGACCUGUUUGAAGAUGUUACAAUGUCAGCCCACACAUCAGGCACACACUUUGCCAGGUCCAUGAGGGCUACCAUCAACAUGGAGCACAUCCCCAAAUCCAGAAGGCCUCAGCCCAGAUCCCUGGACGUCUCUGGGCAAAGUGGGAGGCAGGAGUCUCUCAAAGAAUCUGGCCACCGCAGGAAGAUGCGUUACCGCAGCUACGCUGAUGAAGGUGAGCUUCUUGCCAUCUCCUCCAACUCCCCGUCAAAGAUGAGGAAGAUUCAUUCGAAGCAGGAAUGUCAAGGUCCCAUUGAGUUCACAAACCUCCAGAAAGUAAAAGUGCCCGGCAACAGCCAAGUCUGGAGACCAGUACGUGAGCCAGGAGGGUCCGCAGUCAAAUCCUUAACCGACCAAAGUGGGAGGAAACUAAAUCAAGUGACAUCUCGGAGGAAUAGGAAAGAAGUGGUGGCAGAACUUCCCAUUCAACACAAGAGGGCACCAAAUCCUCAACCACCGCAUCAGAGACUUGAGAGGCCUGUGAGCAGGAAGAUUGUCCGGAGCUGCUGCGGCCCGCUGGUGAGCGCUGUGGGCUCAAGGAAGCCCAAGACUGACGAGUGGAAGGAGGCAAUCCAAGCUGCUGCCCUCCACACCUCAAAGGACUCAUGUUUAUUUGUGUUUGACUUGUAAGUAACGACCUUAUCAGUAGAUCUACUGACAAGGUCGAGUGGGAGGUGUUAAGUCAAACUGGGUUUGUAUGUGUUUUGCUUUUAAAUUCCACUAAGAAAAUACACCGGGGAAAAAUAGAAAAAAAUGGGUGAUGUUUAAGCUGCAUCAAUCGCGAGUCAGCUGAUAAGUUGAAGCAGCUAGAGUUGGCUGAUCAGCGUCAGCUGCCCGCGUUUGAGCUGAUUUGUCCUGUGCAGCAAAGCUAAGCACAGGUGGUUUUAAUUAGGCUCUUCAGCUCAGUUUCAGGAAACCCUGCUGAGAAGCACAGGCAUAAAGUUGCUGUGCUUGGGCCAACAAUUUGGAAAGAUAUUGUGCAUACGUGACUCUGGAAACUGGAGAGGCAACCGGUUUUUUACCUAAAGGGCUGACCUACUACUGCCAUGAAUUGUUCUUCCUGCCAACAAACUCAACUAAAUGAACUUGUGGCCUGAACUUAAAUAAAAAGAAAAGAAAAGAAAAAGUCAAAAAGGAAACAACUCUUGUCUUGUCCAGUCCUUUGAGUGGAAUCCAGUGUACCUUCAAAACUCCACCAGAAGUCACUUCCUUUAUUCAAGUUGGG
Messenger RNA from Engraulis encrasicolus (European anchovy), 1346 nucleotides. RefSeq lists its product as uncharacterized. Bases 65 to 751 code for a protein of 228 amino acids. NCBI's taxonomy places the organism in Eukaryota, Metazoa, Chordata, Actinopteri, Clupeiformes, Engraulidae. The record is from RefSeq and is a predicted model, not a curated record. The transcript has 2 exons.